AUGUCUAAAUCUAAGAACCAUACCGCUCACAACCAAACCAAAAAGGCUCACAGAAACGGUAUUAAGAAGCCAAGAACUUACAAGUACCCAUCUUUAAAGGGUGUUGAUCCAAAAUUCAAGAGAAACCACAAACAUGCUUUACAUGGUACUCAAAAAGCUUUAGCUGCCAAGCGUGCUGCUAAGAACUAA
Molecule: messenger RNA, 189 nt
Organism: Tetrapisispora phaffii CBS 4417
Lineage: Eukaryota; Fungi; Ascomycota; Saccharomycetes; Saccharomycetales; Saccharomycetaceae
Gene: RPL29
Product: 60S ribosomal protein eL29
Exons: 1
Coding region: 1-189 (62 amino acids)
Biological process (GO): cytoplasmic translation
Cellular component (GO): cytosolic large ribosomal subunit; ribosome
Molecular function (GO): structural constituent of ribosome
Source: RefSeq, a predicted model, not a curated record